Molecule: messenger RNA, 1794 nt
Organism: Aspergillus versicolor CBS 583.65
Lineage: Eukaryota; Fungi; Ascomycota; Eurotiomycetes; Eurotiales; Aspergillaceae
Product: Zn(II)2Cys6 transcription factor
Exons: 2
Coding region: 1-1794 (597 amino acids)
Biological process (GO): DNA-templated transcription; positive regulation of transcription by RNA polymerase II
Molecular function (GO): sequence-specific DNA binding; zinc ion binding; DNA-binding transcription factor activity, RNA polymerase II-specific
Source: RefSeq, a predicted model, not a curated record
AUGCCGCCCAAUUUUUCCUCAACGGAUCCCGCCUUUGCGACCCAUCGCUUUCGCGUGCAGAGGGCUUCGCCGGAGCCGCCGCCACUGCCACGGAUUAGAGAUACAGCUGCUCCAACUGCAGCUGUCACCCGCCCAGCAUGCGACCGGUGCCGUCGACUGAAGAAGAAAUGCAGUCGGAAUCUACCAGACUGCGCGGCGUGCAUCCAUGCCGGGCGGAAAUGCUCGUAUCAGACGCUGCAGGCGCGCGUGCAGGAGUUGACGCAGUAUGUCACGGAGCUUGAACAGGAGCAGGUUACUGUUCCGAUUGCACGGCAUGAGCCUGUUGAGCCUGGCGGUGAUGCGAGUUUGAGUACCGCUGUUACGCCUGCGCGCGUGGAGAUUCCUGACCCGAGUGUCCUGGUUGAUGCGUUCUUCCACCAUGUGUACAGGGCGUAUCCGUUUAUCGAUGAGGAGAGGGUCAGGGGGGUGGAGGUUUCUUGCGUGCCUGAUUCGCGUGACACCGACGCUAUUAUUCUGUAUAUGGUCAUGGCGAUUGGGUAUACCAGUCUGGAGCGCUCUGGCAAGGCUCCCCCCGGUAUUACCGCUGCGUUUGAUAUCCCGUAUGCCGAUAUCAUGCAGAGGUGUAUCAUGGAGGAGGGGAUUGACUCGAUCCAGAUCCUGAUGCUUGUUGCUCUGUAUUCCCUCUUCGAUCCGACAGGUCCUUCGACUUGGUCCAUUGUGGGCAUUAUCACGCGGCAAGCAAUGGCGCAAGGUCUGACUCGACCAGGAGUCGCAGGGGAGCUAUCGCCAAAAGAUGUCGAGCUGCGUCGGCGGCUGUUCUGGAGUAUCUUCGGACUCGACCGGAUGAUGGCUGCGUCGGUAGGCGUGACGCCUGGGCUGGUCGGCGACGAGAUGGAUAUCCCAUUUCCUGCCAUCACAGUUGAGGAAUUUGCGUCGAUCAAGCGGGCUGAGCAUGCCUCGAUGCUGCAGGUCAGUCGGCAUGUUAUCGAGCUGCGCCAGCUGGAAGCAAAGAUCAUGGCCACCGUCCACCUGCAGCGACGAGUGGCAGUCAGUGCACUCACCCAGGCAGACCGCAGGACUAUAACGGCGAGAUUACGCUCGGAGAUCGAGAACUGGUAUAGCCAUGGCUGUUUGAUCUCGCGGCCGGAGUUGGAUAACGUCCGGCUGCAUGAUACGAUGGGAUGGCUGAAUGCGCGGUAUUACCAUCUCCUUCUCAUUCUCUAUUACCCAUGCCAGUUCAACUCUGGUUCUUCAGCUCAAGGCACUGCUCGGGUUACGGCGUUGCUCGAGCUCGUCCGCAAAUUCAGCCAGUAUAAUCGCGUCCUGCUCAGUCACCAGCAGCUACCCCUGAACCGGGUGACGCUGAGUCGACUGUUCCCGCCCUGUCUUAUUCUGAUAUACUGCUUCUCCCACGGCAGCACAAGCAGUUUCCACGCGCGGAACGAGAUCCGCGCCUUCGUCGACAUCCUCGACAACUUUCCCGACUCCUGGACACACGCAAGACGCCUCGCUCGGAUCCUCAUCGAGCUCGAUGAAGUCGUCGCCGGCCACGAGACCUACCCCCUGGAAGUAAACAGGGAGGAAUUGCUUCGCUCAUUGCGCCAGGAGAUGGUGUCAUUGCUCGGUGAAACACUCGGCAAGGCCAGCUGCUACCAGGACCUCAUCGACCACGAGGAACAAGAGGGCGGCAAUCUGUCGUAUGCACGGGCAGCGGACGAGUCACCAAACAUGUCUGCGCCGCCGUUUCUGCCCGGUGAUCACGAUUCGAGCACGAUUGUAUGCUCGUUCCUGUAG